Chiloscyllium plagiosum (whitespotted bambooshark) is the source of this 5188-nucleotide messenger RNA. Lineage: Eukaryota; Metazoa; Chordata; Chondrichthyes; Orectolobiformes; Hemiscylliidae. The record is from RefSeq and is a predicted model, not a curated record.
AGGGACGAGGGGGGGUGGGGGGGGGGUUGCAGUGCCCAGAAUUUCCGGGUGAAACUGACUCGGGAACAGGUGAAAUUGAACGACACGGAGCGAGAGAGAGAGAAAAGAAGGGGCCGGCGAGAAUCCGGAGAGAGCUGGGCCCGCGAACCCCGGGUAACAUCGGAUCAGCGGCCGAGGGGCGAUCACCCUGCGUGAAUAAUUCUCGAGGCGGGAGAUCUCUCAGCCCUCGCUCGCUUUCGCCUUCUCGAGGCGUUGAAUGGUUUCUGUCGAGAUGCUGCGUCGAUUCGUGAACCAAUUCGCAGGGAGCAACAUCCCCGGCAGAUACUUUGUAGCCCGCAGUUAGUCAACAAUUACAUUGUUUCAAGCUGCAAGAGGCGGACACAUUGUUCCCUUGUAAACCCUGGGGCAACAGUCUCGCUACACUUUCUGGCUCGGUUCUGUCGACGGGCUUUUGCACAGUGUUUCUGAGUUAACUCCCUUUUGUUUCUAAUCGAUUGGGUUAUUUUUGUUUAUUUUGGCGGGGGGGAGGGGGGAGGGUGGUUACCGGACUGAAAUUCAAUGGAAGCGGAGCUCCAGGAGCAGGUUGUCACGAUGGUGCAGCCUAUGCCUGGAUAUGGCGAGCUGCUGGUGAAAGGCUUCUCCCGGAUGAACACGGCAAUCGCCGAGUGCACGGACUGCGGCUUCGAGCUCUCCAAACGGACCCUGCUGGAGAAUGCGUCCCUCACCGCCACCGAAGGGCUUUUGUUCCUGAUUUGUGCCGUGGCCUGGACUCUACUCAGGAAGGCUACUUCGCGUUACCUCUUCCAGCCAUUAGCUCGCUGGUGUGACCUGCCACGCCGAGACGCUGCCAAGAUGCCAGAAAGUGCAUGGAAGCUGACUUUCUACACUGCCUCCUGGUCCUACAGCACCUACCUACUCUUCCUGACAGAUUACCCCUUCUUCCAUGAUCCACCAUCCGUCUUUUAUGGAUGGAAAGCAACAAUUGAUGUCCCGAAAGAUAUCGCCAUUGCUUACCUGGCUCAGUGCAGUUUCUAUGGACAUGCUAUCUAUGCCACUGUGUACAUGGAUGCCUGGAGGAAGGACUCUGUUGUGAUGUUAGUCCAUCAUGUGAUAACACUGGCUCUAAUCGCCUUCUCCUAUGCCUUCAGGUAUCACAAUGUCGGGAUCUUAGUUCUCUUCCUGCAUGAUGUAAAUGAUAUUCUGCUGGAAUUUACCAAACUCAAUGUUUACUUUAAAAACCGAGCUGGUGUCCGCCACAAGCUGAAUGAUGUGGUUUCCAACAUUGGUUGCUGCUCCUUUGCGAUAAGUUGGUUCUGGUUCCGACUUUAUUGGUUCCCCCUCAAGGUGCUGUAUGCCACCUGUUACUCCAGUCUCCAGUCUGUUCCCAAUAUUCCUUUUUACUUUUUCUUCAACAUUCUGCUGCUUAUCCUCACUCUGAUGAAUAUCUAUUGGUUUCUGUAUAUCAUCCUGCUGGUGGUGAAGGUCCUGACUGGCCAGGUCUCUGAGGUCAAUGAUGUGCGAGAGUAUGAUAUUGAGGACAGUCCCAGUCCAGCUGUGUACAAGAAAUACAAUCACCUUCACUCCUCCAAAGACGGGUAUGAAAUCCACAGGGUGGACGGACUGCGGCAGAGGAACGGGAUCAUCGUACAUAAGCAUCUAUAAUAUAUCCCGACAGCAGCUUCAUCACCCUGUUUACAAGACCUUCCAACCCAGAUUUGCUCUGAAUCAAGGGCUAACUUCAGUCCUGACUUGUCCAGCCUGCCACGAUUGGGAAUGAAACCACAAUGGAAAAUCAUCUAUUGAUGGUGCAGUUGUUGUUUCGACGUCUGAUUUUUUUUGCCCCUUCAGGGGAUCCUUUGCUGGAUUUUAGCUUUAUCUCUCUAUUGCUCUUGCUCUAUUUUUCUCUCGCUGUCUCUAUCUCUUCCCUUAUCUCUCUUGCUCUCUCUGUCACGCUCUUGCUCUCUCUCUCUCACCCUUGCUCUCAUUCUACCUUCUUCUCUUGCUCAUUCGUGUCUUAAUUAUAUUUUUACUGUGAAUCAUUUCUGUAAGCCUUUGCAAAGACUGCAUGCAAUGUCAGACUAGCUCCACCAAAACGUAUGUGUCACUGUGAAAGGUCAAAGUGAGCUCCUGGGGUCUUAUGCUUGGAUUUCCCACCACUCCGCCACCAGCGUCGGUCUCCGUUGGUGUCGGAAGCUUCCCCCCAAUUUGAUGCUCUCCUAUUUCCAAACUGUCCCCUGCCAAGAACACCAUUCGCGAUAAAUGCCUCAAAAGGGUCUCUGGUCCUUACACUAAUAUGUGCCUGAACACCUAAAUGAAAUGAAUCCAAGUCAAAUUGGAACAGUUUGAGGUCCGUUCUUGUGGUUUGUACUGAGGUCAUCAUGGUCCUUGCUAGAGGUUGCGAACAAACCAGUGCCUCCUGCAGCUGACCUUGAUCAAUGGGAUCUCAGUACGAACUCUGAAAGCACUUGCAGAGAGACACAAACUCCACUGCACAUUGCUGGGAGAGCUGUCCCUAUGGACUGAGUCUUGGACUAAUUGCCUAAACCUUCAACAAAUGAGGAGGGCUAGAGCUUGGCUUUGGGGAUUUGCACUAAAUAAAUAAAACAAAAUCUUCUUUCUCCACUGUGAGGUUAGGUAAUGGUCACCUGGAUCAUUACCCUCUGCACAUCUCACCCAACUCUUUCCCAUACAUCCCAUCAGCUCCUUUUGAUUCAAAUCUCCCAACAAAAUGUGCAAAGGCCAAUCUGACCACAAUACACCAUCCUUAAAUAAAACCACCAAACCACCCUCAUCCUGGUUUGGAUGGGGCCCCAUGAAUAGCUGAGGCUCCCCUAAGCACAGGAACACAGGAGCUGUGGUUCAAAGAGGCCGUGGUGCCCCUGGGCUACAGAGAAGGUACAAACCUGUCGAGAGUUAAUUGUCAAUCGUCAUGUGACCCACACUGUCAAUGGCGACAGUUGACCGGGGUGAGCCAGUGAUGCUAUGUUAUGAAUGGAUAAAGACCGCAAUAAAAGCUGCUUCCUAGCCCCACUGUAGCCUGUUCUGAGGCAAGCAUUGCCUCGUUUGAAUGGGCGAUGGUCCCCCAGAGCUAUCUGGGAUUCAGUUUUCUCCCUCCCCUCACUUCUGUUAGUGCGGUUAACUGAGAUCCUUCAUCUGAAAGCACAAACUCGCUGGGGUGCCCUUCAGUGCUUAGGAGUCAAAAGAGGCCUUUCAGCCCUUCGAGUCCGUUCCGUCAUUCGCUGAGUUCAUGGCUGGUCUUGUUCAUAUCUUGGCUCCUGUGCACCAAUUUCCAUUCCACGUCCUUGAGCUAAUAAAAAUCUAUCAGUCUCGGUCUGACAUUUUCAGUUGACCUCGAGGGUCACGUUCUAGAUGGUCACCAACGCUUGUGUGCAGAAAAUUAGCAUUUUGCCAUUACUGUCCAUGUCACUUGCUAAAGAGGAUGUCUAAGAUUCUUACUCUUGACUGCUAUCCAUUGACCCAGUUGGUGAGAGUGUCUAUUGGCUGUGGCUAUCACCAGUGGUGAGGAUCUAGAUCAAAGGUGAUAGCUCCAUCAUUGCAGAAACUUCUCGAAACCAUCAUUCAGGUUUAUUUAGGAGCCAUUGAUAGUGAGUGAAGGACUGGAGGUUGAGUGGUAACUAUGGAAUCAGAAAGCAAUUAAAAAAAUGCAACACCUUUGGAAGAGGAGAAUGAAAUGGAAGCCUUUUGUCAGGCAUAGCCUGCUACAUUAUCUGAUAAGCUAAAAUCUCAGGUAUGGUCUUAGCUCCAUUUUCCCAACUCAUUGUCCAUAUCUUUGAUUAUCCCAGUCUUCAAAAAUCUAAAAAUCUCUGUCUUCUGUGCACUCAUUAACUGAGCUUCCACAACUUGCUGGUACAGAGAAAGGGGGACUGUUUUUUUUAAAAAAUCUCUGUAAUUGCUGCCUGUCCCUAAAUCUCCUGCCUAGCCAAUUCAGAGGCAAAUGCAUGGCUGUGGGUCUGGAGUCAUAUGUAAGCUAAACACUAGUUAAUCAGAUCGGCUUUUAUGUUUGAGAUGAGACUAGCUUUGAAUUUCAGGUUUUAUUACUAAAUAUCUAUUUCACCAGAUGCCAUGUGGCCUCAGAACUUUAGCUUGGAGCCUCUGGGUUAUGAAUUGAAAAUCCAUACGGCAAUGCUAGCAACUCUGUCAUGGCCCAUAGCCAUCAAAUCUCCCAGUACUACGUCCUAACCAAGCAUUUCUUCAAUCUGUUGAAGAGGAGAGAUAGACACCAAACGUGGGCCUUGUGGUGAAUGAGGACUAGAUCGUUCUGUUUGAGUUUGACUGUCACAAAGUUAAUCAAUUCUUUCAGCUAUUUGUUAAACAUAUUGAGUAAGGGUGAAAGACAGUGAGCUCUGAAUUAGCUGGUCAGACAUAAGGCCAGUGCAUGGUCAAUGGGAAGCAUAGGAAUAUAGCCAAUUUAAAUAAUAUGUAUAUAAAAAAUCAUAUUUGCACUCGCCGGCUAGUAGCUUUGAUUCCAGAUUUGUUAAUUGAGUUGAAGCUUGAGAUACCCCACUGAGAUUUGUGUCUGUGCUCCCAAGCCAUCAACCCAGAGCAUCCUGAUUACUAGUCUAGUGACGUUACCAUAACACCACCAUCUCCCCUCUAUAGAUACCAAACAAUCUCUGGUACUUCCCUCCAACUAGCACUCUUCACUCAAAUUGGAGAGGGUUUGAGCAGUGAUCAAGAGUUGAGAGCAAAAACAGUAGUGGCUGGAAAAACUCAGCUGGUGUGGCAGCAUCUGUGGAGAGAGGAAAAGAGUUAAUAUUUAUGGCCCAGUGACCCUUCUUCAGGACUGCUUGAGAGCUUCGUUUACCCUCCAUCUCGCAGACUGAGGAAUAGCGUCCAAAAAUCAGGUGGUAACCAGGAGGUACAUAAUCACUGGGCAGACUUCAGAUAAUCCUCAGUGUUUGACCACACUCGCUCUGAGGCAUCAGUUCAGCAUGUGAUCAUGUAUCUGGAAGGUAGUUGGGUUCCCCAGCUCCCCCUCACACCCCAUCCAACCACCAUAUCCUGAUGAAUAGGCGUAAAGAUUCGAUCUCAAUGACUUCACUCUCAUCAUUUGUAUGCCAAUGGUCUUGCCUGUUUCUGCAUGUCUUCCUGCUCUCUAAAGUAGACCACUGCAACCAUACGAUAAAGGAACAUAAAUACUUUGUACAAAAAAAUAAAAGAAGAGAAA